Messenger RNA from Puccinia triticina, 1260 nucleotides. RefSeq lists its product as uncharacterized. The record is from RefSeq and is a predicted model, not a curated record. The transcript has a single exon. Lineage: Eukaryota; Fungi; Basidiomycota; Pucciniomycetes; Pucciniales; Pucciniaceae. Gene Ontology annotation, molecular function: FAD binding. The coding region runs from base 1 to 1260 and encodes 419 amino acids.
AUGCCUUACUCAAAUUCUCCCAAGGACCUGCGUGUGCUCAUUUCUGGCGCCGGCAUUGGCGGUCUCGUCGCCGCUUAUUGGCUGUGCAAGGCGGGCGCUUCUGUGACUAUUCUAGAGCGAGCCAGCGACCUACGCAAAGAAGGUCACAUCGUCGGUAUUCGAAAGGAAGCCGUUCCGAUCAUCAACUACAUGGGUCUUGAAGAAGAGGUCCGAAGUAUGAUGUCUCACGAGAUGGGCCUGAAAUUGGUCGAUAACAACAACUCGACCUGGGCGGCUUUCCCUCCGGAUGAUUUGGGCUUCAGCUGUGGAGUGGAGUUGCGACGAGGAGACCUGGUGAAUUCUCUCUACGAAAGGGUGAAGGAUCAAGCCCACUUCAUCUUUGGCAAGACGAUCGAGACUAUCCAAGAAACCGAUACUGCGGUAUGCAUUACUCUUGGCGGCAGUCCUUCAGUCCUUGAGUUUGAUGUCCUCAUCGUCGCCGAAGGUUUGAGAUCGCAUACUCGUGCCAAAAUAUUCGAGGAAGACGUCGACGCACCUAUUUCGAGUUUAGGCGUACUUGCUGCUUCUUUCUCGUUCAAGUCGGAGGACCCAUGGGCUUAUUGGUACAACAUUCCAGAUCAUCGAGCUCUCUUGAUUAGGCCCGAUCGAUUUGGCCAGUCACGAACGUUGGCCAUCUGCAAAAAAGAUGAGGAAUACACCCCCUCAACAAAUUUGUUUAGCUCGAAAACUUCUACAGAACGAAAGAAAGAAUUCUUCAUCCAGCGCUUCAAGUACACCGGAUGGGAAACCAACAAGAUCACCAAAGCUCUGGAAGAUUCUGACGACUUUUACGUUCUAGAAAUGGUGCAAGUGAAAUGUGAAAGAUGGUCGAAAGGCCGGACUGUCCUCCUCGGCGAUUCGGCAUACUGCCCUUCUCCUUUUGGGGGAAUGGGCACGACUGCUGCAAUUAUUGGCGCCUAUGGCUUGGCCGCCCAAUUGGUCCAGAAGCCGGACGACCAUAGAUCAGCCUUUGAAUCCUACGAGAAGUCUUUGAAGCCUUGGGCAGAGUCGAUUCAGAAGCCGGUGACGACGACCAUCCAAUUCGGUUUGCCUAGCUCUAAAUUUGGGAUCCACUUCUUCCACCUCUUUGGCUAUCUCGUCGCUUUGCCUCUAGUCAACACUUUAUUACCUCUCCUCAUCCCUUUCCUCAUCACAUUAGGUCUUCCUAUAAACGCCGUCGCUCCGAAAAAUCCUAAGCCAUCGGUAUUCGCAAGACGUUGA